Molecule: messenger RNA, 3169 nt
Organism: Helicoverpa zea (corn earworm)
Lineage: Eukaryota; Metazoa; Arthropoda; Insecta; Lepidoptera; Noctuidae
Product: alanine aminotransferase 1-like
Exons: 10
Coding region: 466-2031 (521 amino acids)
Biological process (GO): biosynthetic process
Molecular function (GO): pyridoxal phosphate binding; L-alanine:2-oxoglutarate transaminase activity
Source: RefSeq, a predicted model, not a curated record
AUCACACAAAAACGGGAAUAUGUUUUCGUGUGAUUUCUUACGCAAGUUCCUGUAUUAGCCCGCGAAAGUCGAUUAUUAUUAUGUAGUAGGUACCUAUAGACUUUUCUUAAUUCAUAUAUCUAUUUAAUAUAAAUACUUCUUUAUAUUAGCAGAAUAUCUCGGACGUCACUGUCAAGAGAUUCAUAAUUCUUUUGUCAAAAAAUAAACAAAAUAAAUACAUGAUUUUGUAAGUCGGUUGAUCUACACCCGUUCGUUUCAUGUUUAUAAAUAUUUACAUAUAUAUAUUUUAUUUAGAGUUUUCUUUUAUUCAGAUUUUUCUUUUAUAUAUUGCGCAUAUUUAAACAUAGUAGAUUAGAAAAAACUUUAAAAUUAAAGUGUUGGCUGGAUAUAUAAGCAGCUCGAGGUUCUUUUUUUGGUGGAGGAGUAAGGUGACGCGAGGGUAUUUGAUUAGUUAAGUUGGUUAGCAUGUCACAAAUAAAAUUGAUGAGCCGCGCCGGGCGCGUGGUCUCCGGCGCCACGGCGGAGCUUGGGGAGACCCUGGCGGUGCAGUCACAAGCGCGACACACCCCUAUCAGGACCAUGUGCUGCUCAAACGAGAAGACCCUCACUAUGGAAACGCUAAAUCCCAAAAUUAUAAAGCUGCAGUAUGCAGUGCGUGGACCUCUUGUAGCACGAGCUGCAGUCAUUAAAAAAGAACUUGAAAAGGGAGCGAAGAAGCCAUUCAAGACUGUGAUAAAUGCAAAUCUGGGAGAUGCGCACGCCAUGCAGCAGAUACCCAUCACCUUCAUCAGACAGGUCAUUGCUUGUGCGGUUUACCCUGACCUGAUAAAAACUGCAGACUUUCCAGACGAUGUUAAAGAAAGAGCUCAGUCGAUACUGAAAGCAUGUGCUGGUCAAAAGUCAGUGGGCGCAUACACAUCAUCGUACGGCAUGGACAUGAUUCGCAACCAUGUGGCGGAGUACAUCGAGUGUCGAGACGGUCACCCCGCUAAAUGGGAGAACGUCGUCCUGUGCGCCGGCGCAUCCAGCGGCAUCAAGCACUGCCUCGAACUGUUCUGCAACAAGGUCGACGGCAAGGACACCGGAGUGCUGAUCCCGAUCCCUCAGUACCCGCUGUACUCGGCAACAUUGGCGGAGUAUGGACUGGGACAGGUGGGCUACUACCUGGAUGAGAACAAUGGCUGGGUACUAGAUGUGGCGGAGCUGGAGCGGGCUAUGUGCGAUGCCAGCGACAAGUAUGCAGUACGAGCCCUCGUCGCCAUCAACCCCGGGAACCCCACUGGGCAGGUGUUGAAACGAGAAAACAUAGAAAAAAUCAUAAAGUUUGCCAAAGAGAAUUCUUUGAUGAUAUUCGCAGAUGAAGUGUACCAGGACAACGUAUACGCCAAGGGCAGCAAGUUCUAUUCUUUCAAGAAGGUGAUGACGGAGAUGGGUGCCCCGUACAACACGGUGGAGCUGGCGUCGUUCAUGUCCAUCAGCAAGGGCUACAUGGGCGAGUGCGGGCUGCGCGGCGGCUGGAUGGAGCUCUGCAACCUCGACCCCGACGUGCAGGCCAACCUCUACAAGGCCAUCUCCGCCAUGCUCUGCCCAAGCACGAUUGGACAGAUUGUCGUCGAUUGCAUCGCGCGGACGCCGGCUCCGGGUGACCCUUCCUACGAGCAGUGGGAGUGCGAGAAGUCCAACACGCUGGACUCGCUCGCCAAGAGAGCUAAGAUGAUCGUCGAAACCUUCAACAAGAUGGAAGGCUUUAAGUGUAACGUUGUACAGGGUGCGAUGUACGCGUUCCCGCGCAUCCAGCUGCCCAAGCGCGCCGUGGAGGAGGCGAAGAAGGCCGGCGUGCCCGCCGACGGCUUCUACGCGAAGCGGCUGCUCGAGGAUACCGGUAUCUGCAUAAUCCCCGGGUCCGGGUUCGGACAGAGUCCCGGCACAUACCACUUCCGCACCACCAUUCUGCCGCAGCCGAAGCUGCUGAAGGAGAUGCUCGUCAUCUUCCAGGCCUUCCACCAGAAGUUCACCAAGGAAUACGCGUAAACGAUUAUCUUGUUCUCCCGAUGAGAAUGUAUAGAUGAACGUAAUCAGAAACAUGUAGGUAGGUAUUUUAACAGGUCUGUGACUUUUAUACGAGAAGCAUUUGUCUAUCUGACCGCACCAACCAGGUUAUAUUUUACAUAUUACCCCUUAGUGAGCCUGGUCAACGGAAUACCACACCAACUUUUACUUUAAAUUUGUUAAAACAUAUAAAAAGUCAACUACCUAGAUACCUAAUGGAAAUAAUCUAAGAAGUACGUUAUGACGUUAAGUUUAGUGUCGGGGUUGACAAUUAUCGAUUCCAGAUUUCCUGAUAAACGAAUUCACGGUAAAAUAUAUUAUGCGAAUAUCGAGGGUUAACUAAGAAAAAAUACAAAAAAUAACUAUUUAUGUGAAUUUCCCGCUGUCAAUAGCAGCAUCUCCCGUUGCGCUCUCGAUGCACACUGACCACUUCAUCGCAUCAAUUCUUGAGUUAAACUCUGGUGUACCAUCACUUGAGCUAUCGUCUAACGCCAGGCAUUCACCUAUGGCCAAUGUCCAUUAUCGCGAUAAUGAAUGGCAUUUCCCGUUAGUAUUGCCCCAGCAUUAAGCUGUCACUCAAAAAUUGAGAAUUAUGGUAUUUCAAACUGUGACAUGAUUUCUAUUCUUAUCUUGUUUCAUGAGUCAAAUAUAACGUACUUUUUAAAUUAUUUCAAUUUAUUGUAAGUUGUGGGCACGAAGGUAUCUCCACAUGACCGCGGACUGAUGAACGCUGCGGCACUAAAUCAUUAUUUCGUGGAUGCGGCUUCAUGCAGUGACUUAGCCACGAGGUUCUUCCUGUUGGCGGCAAUGCAAUAUUUUUCUCUAGAUAAGUGGUCGUCACACUUCUAUGAUAAUGUGUGGCAUCACUGCGAGUACUUGCUGCCCACACACUUUUAGACUGUUUAGUAGACCACCAGUAAACAAAUCUGACUUAUUUAAUAUAAAUUGUCAAAAGUGAUUGUCCCAAAGAUAAAUCAAUUUUAUAAUUUUUAUUUAUUUAUACUGAAUUAUAGCUAGGAACAGACGUGAAAACAUAUCUUUAAUGAAAUAGAUGAUAAAUGUAUUACCUACAUCGUAUCUAUAAUGAAAAUAUGGGAAUUAUAUUAUAUUUAUAAUCUUA